AUGGCGAUUAUAACGAAACAUUGCGACUUCUUGGUAAUUGGAGGUGGCAGUGGAGGUCUUGCGUCCGCUCGAAGAGCGAGUGGACGUUAUGGGGCAAAGGUUAUUGUCGUGGAGGCAAAGCGAUUAGGAGGAACUUGUGUCAAUGUUGGAUGCAUUCCGAAGAAGAUUACCUGGAAUGCAGCCAACUUGGCACAAAGUAUGCGCGACGCCAAAUCAUACGGCUUCUCUGUCGAGCAGAAGGCGCCUUUCGAUUGGGCGAGCUUCAAAACGAAGCGAGAUAGAGUCAUUAAGAACCUGAACAAUAUACACGAGCGCAACCUCAAAAAUGAUGGCGUUGAAUAUAUUCACGGCCGAGCUCGCCUUGUAGGCAAGAACGAGUCCAUCAUAGAGCUUAAUGACGGCACCGAGAUCGAAGUUAGCACAAAGAAAAUCCUGCUUGCGACUGGUGGACAUCCCACAGUUCCGAAAGGCAUUCCUGGAGCCGAAUAUGGUAUUAAUAGCGAUGGUUUCUUCGAGCUCGACCAUCAGCCUAAGAAGAUAGCACUGGUAGGAGCAGGGUAUAUUGCUGUGGAGUUUGCAGGUAUGCUUAAUGCUCUGGGAACAGAGACACAUCUUUUCAUUAGGCAUGAUAAGUUCCUCCGAAGCUUUGAUGAGAUGAUACAAGAUGGUAUUCUUUCAGAGUAUGAGUGUGUUGGCAUACACAUCCACAAGAAAAGUAAGAUCGGGAGAGUCACAAAGACAGAGAAGCUUACUCUCCACUACUCUGACUCAACUGAUCAGGGCAAGCUCGAGGACCUGGAUACUCUCAUUUGGGCCAUCGGCCGAACACCAGAAGUGGAAGGUCUUGGCCUGGACGCUAUAGGCAUCAAGCAGAACGAGAGGGGUCAAAUAAUCACCGACGAGUACCAGAACACCAACGUAGAGAACAUCUACUCUCUCGGCGAUGUAGUCGGCAAGAUCGAACUUACUCCAGUCGCAAUCGCCGCCGGCCGAAAGCUUAGCGAUCGCCUCUUCGGUGGUGAACAGUUUCGCACAAGGAAGCUGGACUACGACCACAUUCCCUCCGUCGUCUUUGCCCAUCCUGAGGUUGGCACUAUUGGCUUGACGCAAGCAGAGGCCGAAACGAAAUACGGGAGGGAUAACAUCAAGAUCUAUAGGUCCUCUUUCACGGCGAGUUACUAUGCCAUAAUGGAGGACAAGGGGUCGUCCAAAUAUAAGCUCAUUUGCCAGGGCAAGGACGAAAAGAUCGUGGGACUGCAUAUUUUGGGCUUGGGGAGUGGAGAGAUAUUGCAAGGGUUUGGGGUCGCGAUUAAGAUGGGGGCUACGAAGAGGGAUUUCGAUAGCUGCGUUGCGAUUCAUCCGACAAGUGCAGAGGAACUAGUUACUCUUAAUUAG
Messenger RNA from Fusarium subglutinans, 1395 nucleotides. RefSeq names its product glutathione reductase. NCBI's taxonomy places the organism in Eukaryota, Fungi, Ascomycota, Sordariomycetes, Hypocreales, Nectriaceae. The record is from RefSeq and is a predicted model, not a curated record. Gene Ontology annotation, cellular component: mitochondrion; cytosol. Bases 1 to 1395 code for a protein of 464 amino acids. Gene Ontology annotation, biological process: cellular response to oxidative stress; cell redox homeostasis; glutathione metabolic process. Gene Ontology annotation, molecular function: glutathione-disulfide reductase (NADPH) activity; flavin adenine dinucleotide binding; NADP binding. The transcript has 2 exons.